CAGCCACACUGCAGGCCCCAAAACAAAACAACUCGGUUCGCGGAGGCGAAAAAAUUAGAAAAAAUUGCCACUGCGAGAGCUUGGAGGCCACGACCCGUGUGACUAGGAGUUGGCUUAAGGACGUGCGGAGUCCCGAACAGUGCCGCCCGCGAGUGCAACAAACGAGGAGUGACUGCUGACCAGGCCCAAACCUAUUGAUUUUGGUUUGCAAUUGUGCAUUAAAUAUUAAGCGAAAAAACGAGGGCUGGCGCGUGGCAGCCAGUGGCAAAUUGUUGCUCCUCGAACGCGAAUCCAAUCCCCCCCCUACCCAGCCGUGCAAUCGCGAAAGUCCGUGUAAUCCGGAAAUGCAGGCAGCCACCAGAGGAGCAGAGACCAGAGCCAGUUGGUGGACGGAGUGAAGCAACCUGGAGAGAGAGAGCUUGAGCCAGAGCCAACGCGUAUUCGAAUCCGUGAUAUUUGGGGCGUGCGUGUAAACAAAGCAAAAAGCAACGACAACAACACAAUCACUAGCACACACACACAAUGGCCAACAACAGUCGGAGUCGGGCUAUACUGAGCGUGAAUCUCGACGCGGUCAUGGCCAACGAUCCGUUGCGGGAGCUCUUCGAGGCCUGCAAGACGGGCGAGAUAGCCAAGGUGAAGAAGCUGAUAACGCCGCAGACCGUGAAUGCCCGGGAUACGGCGGGACGCAAGUCCACGCCUCUGCACUUUGCUGCGGGUUAUGGACGCCGAGAAGUGGUCGAAUUCCUCCUGAACAGCGGCGCCUCCAUCCAGGCCUGCGACGAGGGCGGCCUGCAUCCACUGCACAACUGCUGCUCCUUUGGCCAUGCCGAGGUGGUGCGACUUCUGCUAAAGGCCGGAGCCAGUCCCAACACCACCGACAACUGGAACUACACUCCAUUGCAUGAGGCGGCCAGCAAGGGCAAGGUAGAUGUGUGCCUGGCCCUGUUGCAGCAUGGGGCGAAUCACACGAUCCGGAAUUCAGAGCAAAAGACACCGCUAGAGCUGGCAGAUGAGGCGACGAGGCCCGUUUUAACUGGAGAAUAUCGCAAGGAUGAGCUUUUGGAGGCCGCUCGUUCGGGGGCAGAGGAUCGUCUGUUGGCCCUGCUGACGCCACUGAACGUCAACUGCCAUGCCAGCGACGGACGACGUUCAACGCCCCUUCAUCUGGCGGCAGGCUACAAUAGGAUUGGUAUUGUGGAAAUCCUGUUGGCCAACGGGGCGGAUGUGCAUGCCAAGGACAAGGGCGGUUUGGUGCCGCUGCACAAUGCCUGCUCCUAUGGGCACUUUGAUGUGACCAAGCUGCUCAUCCAGGCAGGUGCCAAUGUCAAUGCCAACGAUCUGUGGGCCUUUACGCCGCUCCACGAGGCCGCCUCCAAGAGCCGGGUUGAGGUAUGCAGUCUGCUCUUAAGCCGCGGAGCAGAUCCCACGCUCCUCAACUGUCACAGCAAGUCGGCCAUAGAUGCGGCGCCUACCAGGGAGCUAAGGGAAAGGAUUGCAUUCGAGUACAAGGGUCAUUGUCUGCUGGAUGCCUGUCGCAAGUGCGAUGUCUCCCGUGCCAAAAAGCUGGUCUGCGCGGAGAUUGUGAACUUUGUGCAUCCCUACACUGGAGAUACUCCCCUCCACCUGGCCGCCGUUUCACCUGAUGGCAAGCGCAAGCAACUCAUGGAGCUGCUGACCAGAAAGGGAGCUCUUCUCAACGAGAAAAACAAGGCAUUCCUCACUCCCCUUCAUCUGGCCGCCGAAUUGCUGCACUACGAUGCCAUGGAGGUCCUGCUGAAGCAGAGUGCCAAGGUGAAUGCUCUCGACAGCUUGGGGCAAACCCCAUUGCAUCGAUGUGCUCGGGAUGAGCAGGCAGUUCGUCUGCUGCUAUCCUACGCCGCAGAUACAAAUAUCGUUUCGCUGGAGGGACUCACCGCCUCGCAAUUGGCCUCGGACAAUGUGCUCAAGCUGCUCAAGAAUCCGCCCGACAGUGAAACCCAUUUACUGGACGCUGCCAAAGCCGGAGACCUGGACACUGUGCGUCGCAUUGUGCUGAACAAUCCACUAAGGGUCAACUGUAGAGAUUUGGAUGGACGACAUUCCACGCCGCUCCACUUUGCCGCUGGCUUCAAUCGGGUGCCAGUGGUUCAGUUUCUGUUGGAGCAUGGCGCCGAGGUGUAUGCCGCUGACAAAGGUGGCCUAGUGCCCCUUCACAACGCCUGUUCCUACGGGCAUUACGAGGUCACCGAACUGCUGGUCAAGCACGGAGCCAAUGUGAAUGUCUCCGAUCUGUGGAAAUUCACGCCACUCCACGAAGCGGCUGCUAAGGGAAAAUAUGAUAUUUGCAAGCUGCUCCUUAAGCACGGUGCCGAUCCCAUGAAGAAGAACCGUGAUGGGGCUACCCCAGCGGAUUUGGUCAAGGAAUCGGAUCACGAUGUGGCCGAGCUACUGAGAGGACCCUCUGCUUUGCUGGACGCUGCCAAAAAGGGCAACCUGGCCAGGGUUCAACGAUUGGUUACCGCGGAAACCAUCAAUUGCAGGGAUGCGCAGGGCAGGAAUUCCACGCCGCUGCACUUGGCCGCCGGCUACAAUAACUUUGAGUGUGCCGAGUACCUGCUGGAGCACGGAGCCGAUGUUAAUGCCCAGGACAAGGGUGGACUUAUACCACUGCACAAUGCCAGCUCGUAUGGGCAUUUGGAUAUAGCAGCGCUGCUGAUCAAGCACAAGACAGUCGUAAAUGCCACGGAUAAAUGGGGCUUUACGCCGCUCCACGAGGCAGCCCAGAAGGGACGCACGCAACUGUGCUCGCUCCUGCUGGCCCACGGUGCCGAUGCCUACAUGAAGAACCAGGAGGGACAGACGCCCAUCGAUCUGGCCACCGCCGACGAUGUCAAGUGCCUGCUGCAGGACGCCAUGGCCACCUCGCUGAGCCAGCAUGCAUUGAGCGCUUCCACGCAAUCGUUGAGCAGCAGCUCCCCGGCACCGGAUGCAGCAGCAGUAGCAGGAGCAGCAGCUGCCUCGGCAGCCGGUACCUCAUCGACAGCCUCCUCCUCCUCCACGAUUCUGUCCCCCACCACGGAAACCGUGCUGCUGCCCACCGGCGCCUCCAUGAUCCUCAGUGUUCCUGUACCGCUGCCUCUGAGCAGCUCCACGCGCAUUAGUCCGGCCCAGGGUGCCGAGGCCAAUGGGGCCGAGGGCUCCUCAACAGAUGACCUCCUGCCGGAUGCGGAGAACAUCACCAAUGUGUCCGGGUUCCUCUGCAGCCAGCAGCUGCAUCACCUAACCGAGCUGUUCGAGCGUGAGCAAAUCACAUUGGACAUUCUGGCCGAGAUGGGUCACGAUGAUCUCAAGCAGGUGGGCGUCUCCGCCUACGGCUUCCGCCAUAAGAUACUCAAGGGCAUUGCCCAGCUGAGGGCCACCACAGGCAUUGGUAACAACGUUAACCUGUGCACCCUGCUGGUGGACCUGCUGCCGGAUGACAAGGAGUUUGUGGCCGUCGAAGAGGAAAUGCAGGCCACGAUACGCGAGCAUCGGGAUAAUGGACAGGCCGGUGGAUAUUUCACGCGCUACAACAUAAUACGGGUGCAAAAAGUGCAGAAUCGUAAGCUUUGGGAGCGUUAUGCCCAUCGGCGACAGGAGAUCGCCGAGGAGAACUAUGUGCAGUCCAACGAGCGCAUGUUAUUCCAUGGCAGCCCCUUUAUCAAUGCGAUUGUACAGCGGGGCUUUGACGAGCGCCACGCCUACAUAGGUGGGAUGUUUGGGGCGGGCAUUUACUUUGCCGAGCACAGCUCGAAGAGUAAUCAGUAUGUUUAUGGAAUUGGCGGUGGCAUAGGAUGUCCCUCGCACAAAGACAAGUCCUGCUACGUGUGUCCAAGACAACUCCUCCUGUGUCGCGUGGCCUUGGGUAAAUCCUUCUUGCAGUACAGCGCCAUGAAGAUGGCCCAUGCUCCGCCUGGCCACCAUUCGGUGGUGGGACGACCAUCGGCAGGUGGCCUGCAUUUCGCGGAAUAUGUUGUCUAUCGGGGUGAACAGUCUUAUCCAGAGUACUUGAUAACCUACCAAAUUGUGAAGCCCGAUGACAGCAGUAGCGGGACGGAGGAUACAAGAUGAUGGAUGCCCUCUGUUGGCUCCACGCCCACAACCACAUCGCCAGCUCUGCAGCAGCAGCAGCAGCCGCUGCCGCAACAACAACAACAACAGAAGACCUCAGCUCCAGUUGCCAAGAGCCGGCCCAAGCAUGCCAAGCCUUCGCUGCAGGUGCAGUAUCAGCAUUAUCAGCCACAGCAGCACCUUGUUACCACCACUCAGCCGUCGCCCGCUGGCGUCUUUGCGCACAACAACAACAACAAUCAUAAUAACGCCAACAACACCAACAGCGGUCAUGUGAGCAGCAGUAACAACAACAAUGACAUGUCGCCGGUAUCGAACAGCAAUAGCUACUCUUCGGUGGACACCAACCAGACGCUGCUCAAUUCGCUGGCCAACCAGCAGCGGCACAACCAACGACACCAACAGCAGCAGCAGCAGCAGCAAAACCAACAGCAACCAGCAGCGAAUCGCAACCAAAAGUAUAGUCAAUUUAUGAUCAUCACACCCGCCGUUUCCAUAGAUCGCGACUUUGAGUACGAGUCCCAUUUAGAUUUUGAGGAUUUCGCCAAUGCGGCCCACAACAAUGGGAAUCUGUUUCGAUUGGGAUUGCGACGCAGCGAUAGCAGCAGCGGCGACAGUGGCCACAGCAGCGACAGCAGCAGUUUUCGCUCGAAUUAUAAUCCGUAUUUGCAUCACAGUCGCCAGCACUUGCUGUCCAAGGGCGGAGGAGGUGGAGGAGGAGGCGGUGCCAGUCGUCACUUUUACGCUUUUACCUCUUCCUGGAGGUGGUGCAGUCUGCUGUGCGCGGCCAUGCGCUGCUUUGGUGCCGGUGCUGGAAACGGACACGCCAAUGCUCCCUACAGCAGCUCCCUGCAACAUCAUCGGCUCAGGCGCUGCUCGUCGUACAACGCAGAGAAUGCCUACGAGCACUUUGCGGCGCCCUUCAAGGCGCGCAAGACGCGCGAUCAUAUGAACAACAUCACCUACGAGUUGUGACGGUGGCACUGUGUGUUGCUGCUGCUGCCGGUUAUUGAUCUCCCGUCUCCUUUAUUACAAUUACUAGCUAUAGAUGUCGUGUCCUGUGUGUGUCUCUCACUCUCUUUCUCUCUCUCGUUGUUUAUUAUUACUCUAUAAUAUAUCACAAGUAAGGGGCGAGCAAAGCGAGACUCGGAUUGGCAUGGAUUAUUGGGUUAUCCAAGGAGUAGCACGGUUUUUGAGUGAUUUUAAAUUCGAUGAAAUACCGAACGUUCGAUUAUACAAGGUAAAUAACAAGUUCUUUGACGACAAAUGAUGGAAUGAAGGCAUUACAAUACAUUACAUUGCGCUCGGGCGUUUAUUUAAGUGUUUAAGCUUAGUUAAUUUAAACAGAAAUUAAACUCCAAUUAAAUUUAAAUAUACAAAUACAUAUACAUCAUAUAAUAAAA
Messenger RNA from Drosophila kikkawai, 5495 nucleotides. RefSeq names its product tankyrase (gene Tnks). Gene Ontology annotation, biological process: regulation of cardiac muscle contraction; protein localization to T-tubule. Gene Ontology annotation, molecular function: NAD+ poly-ADP-ribosyltransferase activity; protein binding. The record is from RefSeq and is a predicted model, not a curated record. Gene Ontology annotation, cellular component: T-tubule. NCBI's taxonomy places the organism in Eukaryota, Metazoa, Arthropoda, Insecta, Diptera, Drosophilidae.